Molecule: messenger RNA, 2220 nt
Organism: Symbiodinium necroappetens
Lineage: Eukaryota; Dinophyceae; Suessiales; Symbiodiniaceae
Source: the annotation of a GenBank genome assembly
AUGGCAGCACACGAGCUGCUUGCCCGCUUGGAGUCGCAGCCCUCCUUCGCGGAGCUUCACGUGGACGCCUCCCUGUCCCGGAAGGACCUCCUGGAGCAGGUCGCUGGGGCACCAAAAUCACGCCAGCUGCGACUCUGGUUAGACAAUGGAGUUUUCCAGUCCGCUACAGAGCUGGCAGAGCUCCUGCAAGCCUGCUACGAGCACCUUGGGGCCGUAGCUCGCCGAGAGAAGCUGCCCAUCUUCGAGGACAUGUCCGUGCUGCCCAACCUGGGUGCAGGAUCUGGACGGGCGCCUCCAUGCCAAUUUCGAGGGGAGAAAUUCGAUCAUGUGGUCUUGGGCGGAACGUUCGAUCGGCUGCACGUGGGACACAAGGUCUUGCUGACGGUGGCCGCUGUGAUGGCUCAGCGAGGCCUGGCUAUCGGUGUCUCCGGCCCACCAUUGCUACGAGAGAAGGCAGGUGCGUCCAUCCUUCAAGACUGGGGCGAGCGAGCUGCGACUGUGGUGGACUUCUUGGCAGUCCUCCGGCCAGAUUUGCAGGUGCGUGUGGAGGAGCUCGAAGACGCCUUCGGCCCAGCGCUGUGGCCCGAAAUGGGGGCCCUGGUCGUGUCGGCCGAGACGGAAGCAGGGGGCGCUGCGGUGAACGCGCGCCGGCAAGAGAAGAACUCGCCACAGCUCCAUGUGGUGGCUGUGCCGCUGGUGGCUUCCGCAGGAGGGAAGGUCAGUUCGACCACGGCGCGUGAAUUGGACUCUUUGGCUGCCGCCAUCGAAGCUUGCUGGGCGAUGGUCCCCGAAGCAGGCAGGGCUCGCCGCUGGCUGCCCUUGCUCCUGGCGCUUGCCCGCCAAGCUGUUCAAGGAGAGAGGGACCUCGCCCAGAGCCUGACGGCGCUUGGAGCCGCCAAAGCCAGCGGCCCGAGCGCCCGCUGGGCUGCCGCUGCAAGGUGCCUGGAGUUGGCUCCGCCCGGGCUCGGGCUCCUGCAGGCGCUGGCUGCAGACCUUGGCUGGGACGAGAGCACGGUGACACGGAUUCGACACGAACUUGGAGCCGACGUCCCAUCGCGGCUGCAAAAGCUCAGCUUCCUGAAAUUCUUGGGCCUCGCUCUUCCGACGGCGCUACGGGCAGACCCGGACUUGUCGGCGGGCCGCGUGGAGGAGCUGUGCAGGCUGGCGGUGGAGAAGAAGCUAGACCUGCAGCUGCGGCCGACAGCAGAGGCCAGCCUGGCUUCUGGGGCUGCACCGGAGGAGAGACAGCUGCUGGCCAGCCUGACAUCUGAAGGCUCCGUGCCGCCAGCUGUGUGGGUCUGCAACGGGCGCAGGAUCGACCUGCAGGAUACCGGGCCGCCCAUUUCAGCCCGCCACGUGCACGCACUGGAGCUUCUGGAGGGGCAGUAUGACAUUGCCAAGCCCGAACAGAGGGACCCGGAAGAUGAAGAGGAGCCGGCCGCCGGCAAGGAGCCAGACCAGACCAGAGCGCUCUCCGACUGGCUGGCUUCCGAUGAGCAGAGCGCUGCGUUGCCGGCCAGUGCCUAUGGGCUGGUCGCUGCGCUCCGAUCCGAGGUGUUGUCGCACGCGAAGCACGACAGGUUUACUCAGCCUGCCAAGAUCUUCAACAGGGCGCCUGCUGCCUUCCAGGUGAAGAUCCCGCCUGCGAAACCAGACGCUGCCUCACCGAUCACGGUCUACGGCAUCCUCGAUCCCCUCAGCACCACGGCUCAAUCGGCUUCGACAGCGCUGGCUCUCUUCGGAAUGGUGUUCAAUGCAGAGGUGAACUUGGUUCUCAAUCCGGCGUUGAAGCUGUCGGAGUAUCCCUUGAAGCGCUACUACCGGGAGGUGGUCCGCUGGCCACAGCACCUCGCUGAUGGCCGCACCCUGGCUGAGCUGAAGGAUGGUGUCGCAGUAGGUGGCGGCCGGGCGGAGUUCACGCUCGCCACGGAGCACACCUUGACGGCGGCAGUCCAUGUGUUGCCGACUUGGCUUGUGACCGCUCAGGAGGCCGAGCACGACAUGGACAACCUCCGUCCUGUGGAUGUCCUUCAGCGAGGCAGCAACUGCGACACAACGUACGUCCUUCGGCAGCUGUACGUGGAGGGUCAGGCAAUGAUCCUCGGCGACGAGGGCUGGCCAGUUGCCAUGGCGAAAGGUAUGCAGUUCGAGAUCACCGGCACUGGGGCUUUAGAGGCUUCGGAUGACACCAUCGUGAUGGGAAACCUCGGCUAUUUUCAG